UUUCACUUUCGAUUUGCAGCACGGACUCGGUUGUAUUUGGCGCCAUUUUAACUGUGGGUGUCAAAGCAAAAGGACGAUAAAAUCAUGUCUGGCCGUGGAAAAGGAGGAAAAACAAAAUCUAAGGCAAAGAGCCGCUCAUCCAGGGCAGGUCUCCAGUUCCCAGUUGGCAGAAUUCACCGACUUCUGAGGAAAGGAAACUACGCAGAGAGAGUUGGUGCAGGGGCCCCCGUGUAUUUGGCAGCAGUGUUGGAAUACCUGGCAGCAGAAGUACUCGAAUUGGCGGGAAAUGCAGCCAGGGACAACAAAAAGACCAGAAUUAUUCCCCGCCACCUUCAACUGGCCAUCCGUAAUGAUGAAGAGUUGAACAAGCUACUUUCAGGAGUCACCAUAGCCCAGGGAGGUGUCCUGCCCAAUAUCCAGGCUGUUCUUCUGCCAAAGAAAACUGGAUCAGCUGGAAAGAAAUCGUCACAGUCCCAAGAGUUUUAAUGUGGACCAGAAAUGAGAAUUUGACAUUAGAGAAAAAUUUCAUUAUGACAUCAGAGAGAUGAAUGUGUUGUGUACUUCAUAAUUAAUGUCCAUGCAGUCAACAAUAAACAAACAUUGAUUGAGCGGCUACGAGAUCAUGGUCAAUCUUCGACUUUAGUUCCUUAGAAAUUUUUGUCCAAAUAAGGUUAUUCUGUAUAUUCAGUUAUUUCACAUGAAAGCAAAAUCAUGGCAAAGUAAGAAGUCCUGCUAAAGAUGAAGUGUGUAGCAUGAAUUGUUUUAAUAAAUAUUGUUUGUUUUCUUA
Saccostrea cuccullata (small rock oyster) is the source of this 787-nucleotide messenger RNA. RefSeq names its product histone H2A-like. The record is from RefSeq and is a predicted model, not a curated record. Lineage: Eukaryota; Metazoa; Mollusca; Bivalvia; Ostreida; Ostreidae. Bases 85 to 486 code for a protein of 133 amino acids. Gene Ontology annotation, biological process: heterochromatin formation. Gene Ontology annotation, cellular component: chromatin; nucleosome. Gene Ontology annotation, molecular function: structural constituent of chromatin; protein heterodimerization activity; DNA binding. The transcript has 2 exons.